Pseudocercospora fijiensis CIRAD86 is the source of this 720-nucleotide messenger RNA. RefSeq lists its product as uncharacterized. Lineage: Eukaryota; Fungi; Ascomycota; Dothideomycetes; Mycosphaerellales; Mycosphaerellaceae. The transcript is spliced from 2 exons. The annotation marks the transcript as partial. Gene Ontology annotation, molecular function: methyltransferase activity. The record is from RefSeq and is a predicted model, not a curated record.
UACCACAACAACAAGGACGCAGCCUACGUUCUACCGAACGAUGAACAAGAACAUGUUCGUCUUGAAGAACAAGCUAGACAUCUCUCCGCAAUCAUGGGCAAUCAAAUUAUACACGCGCCAAUAAAGACUGAUAUCAAGGACGCGCGUAUGCUCGACGUUGGCUGCGGUACUGGUAUCGUGACAGACAACUUGGGCAGCCGUUUCCCGCAUGCGGAAGUCUAUGGUCUCGACCUAUCCGCAGUGCCUCAACUACGGACUCGUCUUCCAAACGUAACCUUCCUGCAAGGCAAUAUCGUAACGGACAAACCUAACUCAGCGCUUUUCGAUCUCAUUUUCUCCCGACUCCUAGUCUGCGGCCUCACAGAUUGGCCAGGCUACAUCAACAAAUCCUUUCAACUCCUAAAACCUGGCGGCUACCUCGAAAUUCACGACAUAGACUUCAUCUGGUACGACGGUUCGGGAAAAGUCAUUUCAGAUUCUUGGAAAUGGCUAACAGCUUGUCGAACCAUCGGCGAAGCGCAAGGCAUGGAUCUUGCUCUCUGUGCUUCGCGAGCCAAACCUCGCAUGGAGGAAGCUGGGUUUACAGAUGUUGUUGUGAAGGAGUAUCGAUGGCCACUUGGUGGUGCCUGGGAGAAGGAUCAGAAGUGGAAGGAUUUUGGCGAGUAUGUGGCUGAUUACAUGCCUCCGAUGAUUUGGCAUAUGAUUCCGAGAUUGUUGAAG